Molecule: messenger RNA, 1389 nt
Organism: Cladocopium goreaui
Lineage: Eukaryota; Dinophyceae; Suessiales; Symbiodiniaceae
Source: the annotation of a GenBank genome assembly
AUGGCAGUGAAACUCGCAGUUCUCCUCGCCGCGUUGGGUGUUUGCAAGGGAGAGACAGAUGUACGCAAGGCGUUCGAAGACUUUGUCGCCAAGUACCACAAGAGCUAUGACUCUGAAGAGGAGCAAGAAAGCCGUUUCCAGAUCUUCGCUGAAAAUCUGCGACAGAUCGAGAAGCACAACAAAGAGGGACACAGCUAUCAGCUGGGUGUCACGGAAUUCGCAGACAAGAAGCAGGAGGAAUUCACCGUCGACCACGUUGGAUGCAUGACCAAGAACCAGAAGCCUUGGUCGUCCUUGCCUUACCUUGGACGUGAGGAGUUCGACGAGGAGGUUACCUUGCCCAAAUCCUUGGAUUGGUCAAAGAAAGGCGCUGUGACGGAUGUGAAGAAUCAGGGCCGCUGUGGAAGCUGCUGGUCGUUUUCAACCACUGGAGCCUUGGAGGGUGCCUGGAAGAUUUCCAGCGGACAGUUGGUGUCCCUCAGCGAACAGCAGCUGGUGGACUGUGCAAAGAAUGGAAACAUGGGAUGCCAGGGAGGUUCCAUGGAUUUGGCCUUUGAAUACUUGGAGAAGCACAGCGUGUGCAAGGAGAACAGCUAUCCUUACCUCGCGAAGCAAGGCACCUGCCACGAGUCCAACUGCUCUGUGGCAGUGCCGAAGGGGUCCAUCGUGGGCUUCAAAGACGUGGACUCACAAAACAUGAAGGCCUUAAUGCAGGCCGUGUCCAAGCAGCCCGUCUCGGUAGCCAUCGAAGCAGAUCAAAUGGCCUUCCAGCUCUACAAAGGCGGCAUCUUGAGUCAGAAGUGCGGUAAGAAGUUGGACCAUGGCGUGCUGCUGGUGGGCUACGGCACUGAGAAUGGCAUGGACUACUGGAAGGUGAAGAACAGUUGGGGAGCUGACUGGGGGGAGAAUGGCUACAUUCGUUUGAAGCGAGGCGUCCCCAAGGAUGGCGAGUGUGGCAUCAAGGAUCAGCCCUCUUAUCCAAUUGUGAAGUCCAAGGAGGCUGAGCUCGUGGUUUGUGAUACUCCCUUGCAUCACGGUGUCUCCGAAGGAAAUGCUGAGGUGGUCCGACUCCUUCUGGACAAACGUGCCGACUUGCAUGCGAAGGAGAAGUUUGUCGGUGGAACACCGUUGCACCAUGCAGCUCUACAUGGACGUUUGGACGUGGUGAAGGUGUUGCUGCAGCGAAAGCCCAACCUGGAGGCGGAGAAUCGCAAAGGUCAAACUCCGCUGCAUGUGGCGGCCUUGUAUAGUCAGUUGGAAACUGCUCACUUGUUGCUGGACAGCGGCGCCAAUGCCAAAGCCAUUGAUGCACAAGGAAACACCCCGGCGGGCUUGGCCAAAAAGACCGGGCACCGGGAUAUGGAAGACGUGAUCUUGGAGGCUGCGUGA